AUGAGAGGAUACAGAACCAUCAAGUACACCCUGUUCAUCUUCUGCUACUUCUUCUGGGUGGUGAGCGCCGUCCUCAUCGCGGUGGGGAUCUACGCCAAGAUCGCCAAAGAGAAACAUGUGGUGGACACUCUGACAGCAGAUCCCGCUCUGCUGUUGAUCAUCAUCGGCUCCAUAAUGUUCCUCAUCACGUUCCUCGGAUGUUUCGGGGCGUUGCGUAACGCCACCUGCCUGCUGAAGACGUUUCUGGGGACCCUAACAGCGAUCCUCGUGGUGCAGGUCGCUGCUGCAGCCGUGGGAUAUCGCUUCACUGACAUGGUGAUGGAGAGGACGGAGAGGCUGAUGAUGAAUACCAUCCUCAGUUACAGAGAGGAUCCUGACCUGGAGAACGCCAUCGACUUCGUCCAGAAGAAGUUUCAGUGCUGUGGGGUGGAGAGUUACAAAGACUGGGGACAUAACAUCUACUUUAACUGUUCGGACACUAACCCCAGUCUGGAGGCCUGCGGCGUUCCUUUCUCCUGCUGCGUCGGACUUCAGAACCAGACGGUGCUGAACACCAUGUGUGGUUACGGCGUGCAGCAGCUGGAUUGGAGCUCGGCGGCUGAGGAGGUUUUCACCGUCGGCUGCCUGGAGAAGAUCGCCUCGUGGACAAAGAACAACCUGCUGCUGGUCGCCGCUCUGACCGGCGGCCUGCUGCUGCUCGAGGUCGGGAUGAUGUGUCUGGCUGCGGCUCAGAUCUCCAGAAUUAAAAAAGUCCAACAACAGAGGAAAGACAACGCGUCCACAAGCAGAUCAGAACGAAAGGACAGCUACUGGUUUCCCGCUUUCGCAGAUUUCGAUGACGAAUGA
This is a messenger RNA of Labrus bergylta (ballan wrasse), 846 nucleotides long. Lineage: Eukaryota; Metazoa; Chordata; Actinopteri; Labriformes; Labridae. The record is from RefSeq and is a predicted model, not a curated record.